This is a messenger RNA of Entrophospora candida, 285 nucleotides long. NCBI's taxonomy places the organism in Eukaryota, Fungi, Glomeromycota, Glomeromycetes, Entrophosporales, Entrophosporaceae. The record is from the annotation of a GenBank genome assembly.
ACAUCUAAAAAUAUAAAUAUCCUUAAUGGUAGUAUUAGAUUACAUAAUUUUGGAUCAUUUAAACGAUUAAUUCGCUCAAAUCAACAACAUUUCUCACAUUAUUUCAAAUCGAUACAAUAUUUGGAUUUAAAAAAUUCAGAAAAACAAUGUUUUAUAGAAGAACAAAAAAAAGCAGAUACUUAUAGUCUUGGUAUAUUAUUUUGGGAAAUUUCAAGUGGAAAAAUCCCCUUUGAAAAUAAAUAUAUCGAAGAACCAUGUAAAUUAUGCUACAUGAUUAUUUUAUGA